Heterocephalus glaber (naked mole-rat) is the source of this 492-nucleotide messenger RNA. The record is from RefSeq and is a predicted model, not a curated record. Lineage: Eukaryota; Metazoa; Chordata; Mammalia; Rodentia; Bathyergidae.
AUGUGGGCUGAGCUGAGCUGCAACCAUUCCUUCAGAAUUGAUACCACAAAGCUCCAGCAUAGGUACCAGCAACUACAGCGUCUUGUCCAUCCAGAUUUCUUCAGCCAGAGGUCUCAGAUCGAAAAGGAAUUAUCAGAGAAGCAUUCAACCUUGGUGAAUGAUGCCUAUAAGACUGUUCUGGCCCCCCUGAGCAGGGGACUAUACCUACUAAGGCUCCAUGGAAUAGAGAUUCCUGAAGGGACAGAUUAUGAAAUGGACAAUCAGUUCCUCAUGGAAAUAAUGGAAAUUAAUGAAAAACUUGCAGAAGCUCAAAAUGAAGCUGCCAUAGAAGAGAUUGAAUCCACUGUCAGAGCUAAGCAGAAUGAAUUUACUGAACAUGUGAGCAAACCUUUUGAACAAGAUGACUUUGAAAAAGCCAAGGAAAUUUUAACAAAGAUGAGAUACUUUUCAAAUGUAGAAGAAAAGAUCAAGUUAAAGAAGACCCCCCUCUAA